Olea europaea var. sylvestris is the source of this 1481-nucleotide messenger RNA. Its product is annotated as homeobox-leucine zipper protein HOX11-like. Gene Ontology annotation, molecular function: DNA-binding transcription factor activity, RNA polymerase II-specific; sequence-specific DNA binding. Gene Ontology annotation, biological process: regulation of DNA-templated transcription. The record is from RefSeq and is a predicted model, not a curated record. The transcript has 4 exons. The coding region runs from base 208 to 1188 and encodes 326 amino acids. NCBI's taxonomy places the organism in Eukaryota, Viridiplantae, Streptophyta, Magnoliopsida, Lamiales, Oleaceae.
GUGCGUUUUUCAAAAUCUUGGAUUUUUUGGACAAUCUUUUACUUUGACAAAGCUAGGUUAGUAGAUGAGAUUAGCCUCUCUGCUCAGGACCCAAGACUGGAUACUCAUACUAUACAAACCCUUCUUCUUUUAUUUCUUUCAACCCGUUCAAUCAACAAUUAAGGCAAUUCAAUUCAACUCUCUUUUUCUUUUUAGGUUUUUUUCCUCAUGGAGUUGGGUUUGAGUUUGGGUGAAACGUCAAAGGGAUUCACUUUGCCUCGCAAGUCACAGAAAAUUAUUGACGAAGAUGAUUUAGGGUUCUGCAUGGCUUUAGGAAUGAAGGGAGAAUAUGAAAUCAAGAAGAAAGAAACAAGAAAUGAUGGUGAAAGAAAAGGAUCUUCAUCAGAUCUACCACUUCAGCUAGAUCUUCUGCCUUUCUCUCCUGUUCCACGCAGUCAAAAUUCACCAAAUCUUCGUUUCCCUUGGCUCGCUCAAAACUUGGUCACUGAAUCGGGGAAAGGGUUGGACGAAAACCAAAGGAACUUAACGGCUGUGGAAGUCGAAGAUGGUGCAGCACUGUCAUCUCCAAACAGCACAGUUUCAUCAUUUCAGAUGGAUUUUUCGAUUUAUACAAGGGGCAAAAGAGAUGCAAACGAAGUUGAAGCAGACAGAGGGGCUUCUUCAAAAGCAAGUGAUGAAGAAGAAAAUGGUAUGGCCAGAAAAAAACUUAGGCUCUCGAAAGAACAGUCUGCUUUUCUUGAAGAAAGCUUCAAAGAACACAACACCCUCAAUCCUCCCAUUGAUAUGCAGAAACAAAAGCUUGCUCUUGCAAAGCAGUUGAAUCUCCGUCCUCGCCAAGUUGAAGUAUGGUUCCAAAACAGAAGAGCUAGAACUAAGUUGAAGCAGACAGAGGUAGAUUGUGAGUAUUUAAAGAGAUGCUGUGAGAAACUGACAGAUGAAAAUAGGAGGUUGCAAAAGGAGAUUCAAGAAUUAAGAGCUUUAAAGGCUUCACAACCUUUUUACAUGCAGCAACCUGCCACAACUCUGGCAAUGUGCCCUUCUUGCGAGCGCGUGACCACCUCGACCGCCACACCCUCCAUCACAACAGCUGCCACCACCACCGCGGCUAUGAACUCUACUAAUAAUGGACUCUCUCUUGCUAAACCUAAAUUAUAUUCAUUUUUGCACGCUCAACAGGCUGCUUCUUGAGCAAGGAGAAAUAAAUUAAUCCUUUCUACUCGAGCUCUCGCGGACUAGUAAUUUCUUUUUUGUUCUUUGCAUAUGUACAUAGAGUUGGAUUUUUUUACAAUAUAUUUUUCUUCACUAAUGAUUUUUUUAUUGUAGAAUGGCUUGAUGUCUGCUGAUGAAUUUUGUGGGAUUAUGUUUGAGAGAGUAUUGAAUAGUUUAACAGAGUUACAAGUGGUUUUGAUUAUAUAAUUAAACGUUUUGUACUGCUAUUAAUUUUAUUGAAACAGAUCAGUUGCCACUUUCUGAUUUUUCAU